Messenger RNA from Pelobates fuscus (common spadefoot toad), 3347 nucleotides. RefSeq names its product DM1 protein kinase (gene DMPK). Lineage: Eukaryota; Metazoa; Chordata; Amphibia; Anura; Pelobatidae. Gene Ontology annotation, biological process: actomyosin structure organization; peptidyl-threonine phosphorylation. The record is from RefSeq and is a predicted model, not a curated record. The coding region runs from base 320 to 2080 and encodes 586 amino acids. Gene Ontology annotation, cellular component: cytoskeleton; cytoplasm. Gene Ontology annotation, molecular function: protein serine/threonine kinase activity; ATP binding. The transcript has 15 exons.
GAGGCAAACAAUGUGCAGUCUAGAGAUGUUCUUGGAGUUGAUUAGUCAGCAAUAUCUUAAUACAAAGUGCUCUUUACAUAGAAUCUGUUACCUAUAAAGUACCCCGUGCUUUUAACAGUGAGUAUUGCUACCAGCUAGAGGCUGUAUCUUUAAAUUAUCUGCUGGAACCAGUUAUCUGAGGAUGCUCUGCUGGCCUUAGACCUCACGGACCCCAGGCAGAGACUUCAUGGGUACAGAUUCCAGGAGGAAGAGCCCUCAGUGACUGUGACAUGGAGUGGAUACUUUUCCAGUGAGUGUCAGUAGAACCACAGCUCCACGAAUGGAGGGAACACCAUUGGCCCCGGCAUUUCUGGGUCUUGAUGCCCUGCUGGACCUAAUGCUAUGUGUAUGCCACGAGCUGGUUACAUCUCCUCUGGCCCACGAGACACACAUCUCUGAAUUCCUGAGCUGGGCCAACCCUCUGUCCCUGAGAAUACGGGAGCGGAGGAUGAAAAGGACCGAUUUUGACAUCCUGAAAGUGAUUGGACGUGGAGCUUUCAGUGAGGUUGCAGUGGUUAGGAAGAAGAGCAAUUUACAAGUGUACGCGAUGAAGAUCAUGAACAAGUGGGACCUUCUGAAGAGAUCAGAUGUUGCCUGCUAUAGACAGGAGAGAGAUGUUCUAGUGAAUGGAGACAGACGAUGGAUAACCCAAUUGCACUAUGCUUUUCAAGAUGAUAAUUAUCUUUACCUCCUGAUGGAUUACUACAUUGGAGGUGACCUUCUUUCCCUGCUCAGUAAAUUCCCAGAUGGGCUCCCUCCCCACAUGGCAAUCUUCUACAUAGCUGAGAUGAUCAUGGCUGUCAAUUCUGUUCAUUCUCUGGGUUAUAUACACAGAGAUAUAAAGCCAGAUAACAUGCUACUAAAUAUUUCUGGUCACAUUCUUCUGGGAGAUUUUGGUUCCUGUCUGAAGCUGCGAGAGGAUGGCACGGUCUCUUGCUCAGUUGCUGUGGGGACCCCAGACUACCUUUCCCCAGAGAUUCUUCUUGCUGUUGAAGACCAUACGUUGUCCUAUGGUGUUGAAUGUGACUGGUGGUCGCUUGGGGCCUGCACCUUCGAGAUGUUCUUUGGUCACCCACCUUUCUAUGCAGAUUCUGUUGUGGAAACAUAUGGCAAGAUUAUUCACUAUAAAGAGCACUUUACAUUCCCCCCAUUGGCCACUGAGGUACCACAAGAAGCUUUAAAUUUCAUCUCAUCCCUCAUCUGUCAGCGUGACACACGUCUGGGCAGGGGAGGACUUCAAGAAUUUCAAAAUCACCCUCUCUUUGCUGGGCUUGACUGGGAGGGACUUCAAGACAGUUCACCGCCCUAUAUCCCUGAAUCAGAUGGUGCCACAGAUACUUCGAAUUUCGAUGUGGUGGAAGACCACCUGACAGAGAUGAUUAGUGGUGGAGGAGAGACCCUCUCUGAUGUUGAAGUUACUUCACCUCUUGGAGUCAACCUUCCUUUUGUUGGUUACUCUUAUACCUACAGAGACGAUGAUAGAGGGAAUGUUUGGGGAAUCAGGAAGAACGAGUAUGAGUGUAAAAAGAGGCCAACACAAGAUACCCAAAAUAUGAGCCAUGGAGACAGCCUGGGCCAGAAUCUCGACUCAACGCUACUCACUGACCUGCGAAAUGCUCUCCAGAAUGAAAUAGAGACUCGAGAGACCCUUAAUACAGAGAUCAACCUCCUAAAAACAGCCAAUCAAAGCUUGGCGCGGCGCCUGUAUGAAGCUGACCAGUUAAACGCUGAGCUUCAACGCAAGAUUAACAUGAUGGAGGAACAAAUGAGGGAGAGACCUAGCAUAGUGGAAGAAGAGAGAGACGUUCAUUUUUCACCUCGAAGACAUGAAAUCUGCAAUCAGAAAUAUGAAACUAUCUCUAGGACUAGACAACUAGAUAGCUGUAUACCUUCCUAUUGUCACCCUUUAGUGACACCAGUACACCGUCACAUGCUGCUGUUCUCACGGAUUCCUAAGCCCCACACAUCCUGGGUGGGCUAUCUCCUGCUCUGUUCCAUCAACGGGUCUCACUGUGUGCCUCGACCUCUAUGUUCGUUGUAGGGGACACGACACCGAUGCAUUUCAGUGUGCUCUGUGUAUUGUGAUAGCAGAUACUCCUCCGCAGGGUGAUUUGUGUCCGUAUAUAGUGUUGAGAUUAGAUUUCAGUUCUGUAUAUAGCACCCUAACAAAAAUAAGUCACUUAAAAGCACUUUUACUUAACAACCGUAACUAAUACAACAUGUUUUCCAGCUUAAUAAGAGUGCAGUCCACAGCACAGGUUUACUUUCUGUGUCUUCAAAAUGAGGUGAGAACAGAAAGGAAGAACACGUUUCAGCAACCUGACACUCCAUUGUUUAAAAUAAAAACUCUCAUCACCUCCAGCUAGCCACAGGCUGAUGAGAGUUGUAGUGCAACAGGUUGAUACACAUACAAUUCUAAUCACUUUUUUCAUGCACCGUGUCUAGUAUCUGGGGCUACGUGAGGUCGUUGAGUACCCUGCGAAAUACAAACUCCAUUACUAAUAUCGCAGCCCAGCCUCAGGAUGUCUACAAUUUGCACUGAAUUCACUAACACAAAAUAUAACGAAAAUGACAUCAAUUUCUUGGUCAGAGAAGUGGACAGGCAUUUUAAUCCGAGAGAAUUGUAUUCCUAUACGCACUGAGUGCCCACAAUGUUCUAUAAGCUAUUACAACAUUAACGCUGCCUAUGUAUACAGUUGUGUAUGGUGUGGAAUUAAUGUUUGGUGUGGAUAAGGAUAGUGUGGGGUGCAUUCAUUUAUUUGUGUUUGAAGGCUGGACAGCGGGAGCCUCUAUAGACGACGUAUUGCGAUGAGCGAUAUGAUGCCUGAAUCCCAUUGGAAUUGGACAAAAGUUGACGGCCCAGCUCUGCCUUUUGUCAUUUUCGGAUUUUACCAUAAACCCCUACUUUAUAUAGUAGUACCUUUUGGAUUGUGUUGGAAUUUCAGUGAGAUCAUGAUCAUCAUCACGCGUAUUUCCCAAAGAUUAUAUCUGUAUAACAUAAUAAGAAGUGACAAAGCCACUUAAGACUGUCUGAUAUUUUCUGGGCAUGUUCAGAACUAGCAGUAGCACUAGAUGGGCAUAAGCCAUCGUCUUAAAAACAUCUUCCCUAACCUGUGAGCAGUCAUGGGGUUGGCUCUUUGAAAUCAGUAUAUUUAUGACGUGUUCCAUUUUGGUACGACAAACCAGACAGAAAUAUCUAUGUUACACUGGACAACUCAGUUGGGCAAGUCAAAUCAAUCUGGUUGCCAGUAGCAACUGCCUCCGGGGCAGAAUUAAUAAGAUGAUGGUAGAUUCCCUGCAUGACAUCA